Molecule: messenger RNA, 2910 nt
Organism: Aptenodytes forsteri (emperor penguin)
Lineage: Eukaryota; Metazoa; Chordata; Aves; Sphenisciformes; Spheniscidae
Gene: TP53INP1
Product: tumor protein p53 inducible nuclear protein 1
Exons: 3
Coding region: 175-888 (237 amino acids)
Biological process (GO): autophagosome assembly; positive regulation of DNA-templated transcription
Cellular component (GO): autophagosome; nucleus
Source: RefSeq, a predicted model, not a curated record
AGGUUUCACGUAAACUGUUUACCAGUCAUGCCUCUGCAUGUCCCAUACCUAAGCUGAUAAAGCAUCUAUGCACUUUAAUCUCAAGUCUAUGCCACUCUUCUAGUACAGUGUGAGCUGUGCCUUGAACCUUGGAUAUAAAGAUCUACCAGCCAAAGUCUUGUUCCUGCCUUAGUAAUGUUCCAGAGGUUAAAUAACAUGCUCAUGGGAGAGAUUAAUAGCUUGUCCAGCCAAGAGCCAGAGUUCAGUGAGAAAGAAGAUGACGAGUGGAUUCUGGUUGACUUUAUAGCGGACACUUGCACUAAUUGCUCUGUGGAGGAAGCAGACAUCACUGAAGCAUCGGCUGUGGAUGGCUCUCCUGUCUUCUCUUGUUUACCGUCUCCCUUGGAACACUUGCCAGAGGCCAGCGAGUCUUGCUUCAUCCAGUUUGAGUCAUGUCCCAUGGAGGAGAGCUGGUUUAUCACCCCUCCCCCAUGUUUUACUGCAGGUGGAUUAGCCACUAUCAAAGUGGAAACCAGUCCGAUGGAGAACCUCCUAAUAGAGCAUCCCAGCAUGUCUGUGUAUGCUGUCCACAAUACCUGUCACGGCCUUAAUGAGUCUGGAUGUGGAGAUGAGGAGUUUCACAGCCCAGGUAGUCCCAGACUGGAGGCCCGAAAUGAAACAGGACAGCAUGUUCACUGCUAUGUCACAGCUCUUGCUACUCGUUCAACUUUUCUGGAAAAAACCAAGAGCUUUCAUCCUACCCACUGGAUAAAAGAACAUAACGAAAGACACUAUCUCAACAAAAACGGUCUCCGUCGCCAAAACCUCACCAGGGAUUGCCACUCUCGGCAAAUCAAGCACAACAGACUGUUUGUUCACCAGCCUUGCCAGCGUCAGUUCAAUUACUGAUGGCUCUCGUGGUUUUAAUCUAUGGUCUAAUUGUUUUUAGGUUGCUCUUGUUUUCAUGCAUAGUUAAGUGUGGUCAAUCUGAAGCUGGUCAUCAAUCCUUCAAACACAACUGUAACUAGUGUUGCAUUCUCUUGAAAUGACACACAAAUCUCUGAACAUCUUGCAGCAAGUUCUAAACAUUGAUGUUAAAUAUCAAUGUCUUGGAAGCCUAUCAGUAUGAUAGUUUGUGUGCUGUUUUAUAAACUAUGAUGUAUAGAUGGGUUCUUAAUUGGUAUUUUAAAGAAACUUAACUGAGAUGGAAAUCAGUUACACUUUGCAUUAAUCAAAGUGGAGUUAGAAAAUUUGAGGUUAGCUGUAUGCUUUAAAGACCAGUACUUGACAGCUUGUGUGUCUGUCUAUAUUCAGUAUAUAUGAUUACUUUCUAACAUGGAAAUUUUAUAGCUGCCGGUGGAUAUUACAUAGCUAUGCCGAACUGUUACAAGAAGGACAUCUAAUCUAAAUUGCCUAGAACCUACUUGUGUUAGUGGAAUCUGUGUAGGUGUGUUGGGUACUUAAUGUGGGUAUCGGAAAAGGGUUAAAUGUCCCCCCCAGUAUUGUUGCAGUAUGAUAUGGCACUGUGUUACAGAUGUAGUACCUCACAGUGGAGUGGAAGGAAAAGUGGACCUAUGGGUUAAGUGCAGACGCAGAACCCAGAGAGCUGAACUGGGUGUUACUUGGCACAGUUCGAGUUCUUACUCCCUUUCUCUAGCUCUUUCUCUUUCUGUCUUUGAAAGAUGUAUUUCCCCUACCCUAUUUCAUUUAAUCUCUAGUCUAGUUAAAGGAAAAAGAUGGUGGAUCAACCAUUCUUUUAAUCCUAUCAGUAGCUGACUGCUCUUUAAAGAAGUCAGGCUGAUGGAUAGCUAUUUCUGAGCUGCUAAUUGCUGUUAGAUUGUCUCAUAUUUACAGAUUGAGAGUAGCUCAAAAGUAGCUAGAAGGAAGGUUUUAUCAGAAGCUGUCCUAAUUUUCUCUCGUUCUCUCUAUGAAAAUGAAGUCUGAGUUAAUUGUGACUGGAAAUGAAGGGCAGUGUGUGGCAGGGAGAAGAGCAUGCUGAAAAACAGUCUUACACAAUUAAACACAGUGAUAAGAGGGUGUAUAAAAAUUGAGAUAAAUCGGCAGUGGCUGUUCUCCUAGCCCAUUGGGGGCAGAAGGACUGGAUACAAUUCUGUGGGCCAACAGGAAAGAAAAGCCAUUCAAAACUAACAAGUAGUUUUCUUAAGAACACUGUGUGAGAUGUUUUGGAAGUUGGCAGGCACUUAAAAAAAAAAAGUAAAGUUUACCUGUUUAACAAAGAGUGUGUAUUACACAGCAGCCACGUGGCAUGCCGAACCCUGAUAGAUCAAUCUAGGAAGUAGAUUAAAUGGCUGUAGAGGUGAGGAAACAGAAAUCUGCACUGAAAGAAGGGGGGAAAUAUAACUAAGUUUAUCCCCCUUUCUGUUGGUGCUUAAUGUGACUUACUGUUUUUCCUUGUGUUUAGUGCCUAGGGCAUUAAAGUGUUAACAUUCAACCAUGUCUUCCAGUAGUCCUUAUACAGAAGUUAGUAUGAGUCGUCUUUGAAACUAGGCAGGAUCAAUAAUGUGAAUUAUUCCAGACCUAUGAAGUAUUUGAAAUUCAGCCAAAUGCUUCAAUUUCACUGAAGCAAAAACCAACAAUUUGGAUUAACCUUGAUGUAGUGGUACUGUUGCACAUUCUGCAGCUAGAAUUGUUGUGGCAUAUACUUAGUGUACAGGAAACAACAUUUAUAAUCUGUUUCACUGCAGAUGUGCUGCUUCACUGGGAUUAGUUGGGAUUGUUGCAAAGGGAUGAUGACAAAUUGUUAAAUGUAUAAAAGCAAGAGGUGCUUUCCUGGAUACACUAGUCUUUUUUUUUUUUUUUUUAUAAGACACAUUGAAUUCACAUGGACAGUGAAAGAAAACAAAAUUGGUCACAUCAUGUGUUUCCAGAACAGAGAUUUUGUUACUGCUCUUCUCAGCAGUAUGUGCCCAU